AUGGGGCGGCUGCUGGCGCCCUGCUGCCUGGUCCUGGGCUGGCUGUGCUGGGGGCCAGCGCGGGCGGGGGGCGGCGCGGGCCGGGGCCCGGGGCCGGGGCCGGGCUCGGGGCCGGGACCGGGGCCGGAGCCGGGUCCGGGGGAGUACUGCCACGGCUGGCGGGACGGGACGGGCCGCGUCCAGGGCGGCUUCCAGUGCCCGGAGCCCUUCGACCGCGCCGACGCCACCAUCUGCUGCGGGUCCUGCGCCCUGCGCUACUGCUGCGCCGCCGCCGCCGCCCGCCUGGAGCAGGGAGCCUGCGCCGCCGACGGCCAGGCCGGGCCCCCGACGCCGCCCGCCCAGCCCGUGUACGUGCCGUUCCUGAUCGUCGGCUCCAUCUUCGUGGCCUUCGUCCUGCUGGGCUCGCUGGUGGCGGUCUACUGCUGCAGCUGCCUCCGGCCGAAGCCGUCGGGGCCGCGGGCGGGGCGGGGCCUGGGGCCGGGCUGCCGGGCCGAGGCGCUGCCCAUGAUGCUGGCGGCGGCCGCGGCGGCCGGGGGCGGCGGGGGGCGGCGGGCGGCCUCCCGCCGCUCCAGCCCGGCCACCAGCUCCAGCUCGGCGGCGGGCUCCCUCCGCCGCUUGUCGCUGGCCAGGCCCGAGCCCACCGGACCCCCUCCGCCCCCGCCCCCGCCACCCUACUCGUCCGGUGCCUUCGAGCCCGGCGGCGGCGGGGCCGCCGUGCAGCUGGCCCAGCCCGCGGGCUUCCUCCUGUCGGCGCAGUACUACGCCUACCAGCUCCCGCCCGAGCCUCCGCUGCCCCGGAAGACCUGCCCCGACGGCAGUCCCCCCUAAACCGGCGGCCGCAGACCUCGGGCGGCGGGGCUGGACCGCUACCCCCCCCCCCCACCGCAGCCCCCAGGCGGCGGGAACAGGGGCCCCCACGGGCGAGCUCAGGUCCCGGGGGGCGGGGACGGACACCACACCUUUCUCCACGGGGGGACGCAGACCUCGGGCGGCGGGGAUAGACCCCCCGCCCACGGGCGAGCGCAGACCCUGGGCGGCGGGGACAGACCACCGCGAUCGAGCGCAGACCUUAGGCGGCGGGGACUGACGCCCACGGGCGAGCGCAGACCUUAGGCGGCGGGGACCGACGCCCACGGGCGAGCGCAGACCUUGGGCGGCGGGGACUGACGCCCAUGGGCGAGCGCAGACCCUGGGCGGCGGGGACAGAGCACCACGAUCGAGCGCAGACCCUGGGCGGUUGGGACAGACUCCCACGAGUGAGCGCAGACCCUGGGCGGCGGGGACAGACGCCCACGGGCGAGCGCAGACCUUAGGCGGCGGGGACAGACCACCACGAUCGAGCGCAGACCUUAGGCGGCGGGGACUGACGCCCACGGGCGAGCGCAGACCUUAGGCGGCGGGGACUGACGCCCACGGGCGAGCGCAGACCUUAGGCGGCGAGGACAGACGCCCACGGGCGAGCGCAGACCCUGGGCGGCGGGGACAGACGCCCACGGGCGAGUGCAGACCCUGGGCGGCGGGGACAGACGCCCACGGGCGAGCGCAGACCCUGGGCGGUGGGGACAGACCACCACGAUCGAGCGCAGACCCUGGGCGGCGGGGACAGACGCCCACGGGCGAGCGCAGACCUUAGGCGGCGGGGACUGACGCCCACGGGCGAGCGCAGACCUUAGGCGGCGGGGACAGACGCCCACAAGCGAGCACAGACUGUAGGCGGCGGGAUCAGACACUCAUGGGCGAGCGCAGACCUUGGGCGGCGGGGGCAGACCCCCACCACCCCCGUACCACGGUCGGGCCGGCCCAGCUGGUGUCCGGGCGGUCCGGCUGGGCUGUCCACGUCUGGGGCUCGGCCGGGCCGUCGUCUGCCAGGGCGAGAUUUAGGAGACACAAACGUCCUUGUGGAUGCCCCCGGCCCGGGGGGGACAACGGGGGAAUCCGCUUCCCGGGCCGGAUCCCCCAGGCAGAGGCCCGGAGGGGGCCGGGGUGCGCCCGGCCCUGCCUCCCAAGUGCUCACCCGGACCAUCUCAGCCCCAGGCCCAAGCCGAGCUCGGGGUGGGGGGCUUCAGGGGUGGUGUUGGGGGUGGGGAUGAGGAUCUAGAGGCGCUUUCCAGGGCUUUCUAGGCCGAGGGCGCUAACUCAGCUACUGCAUAACUGGGGUGGGAGCAGGGGAAUGGGUGGGGGGAGAUGGGGGGUCCGGGGCACGCACAUAAGCAAUAAUACCCGACUGGAGUCAGGACCUUUAGCUUGGAAAGCCAGCAAACCACUGGGGUCAAGAAAUCCCAGCGUCGGGCGGAGGAGCUCCGGCUCGGGUCCAGCCGGGGCCCGGUGGCGGAGAUCCGGACCUGGUUCCGGUUCCCACGCUGGAGUUGUUGGACAGGUCGCCGUGGGCAGGCUUGCUGGCCCCGGAGGGAGUAUUUAUUACAGACGUUUGCGCGGUUACACUUACAUUCUAAAUGGCCGGCGGGCAAGUAGGCCCCGAUUCCGUUUUAGUGUACAGAAUGUACAGAUAUUUGUAAUUUAAUGGGUGAAUAUUUACCACACUGACAGUACUAAUUAUUGAGCGGUUCCACGGAAUUUUUUAUGUGAAUAAAACCUGUGGUCGAAAU
Molecule: messenger RNA, 2606 nt
Organism: Tachyglossus aculeatus (Australian echidna)
Lineage: Eukaryota; Metazoa; Chordata; Mammalia; Monotremata; Tachyglossidae
Gene: SHISA3
Product: shisa family member 3
Exons: 2
Coding region: 1-828 (275 amino acids)
Source: RefSeq, a predicted model, not a curated record